GUUGUGAAUGUUGUGUACCUGUUUAUAGUUUUGGUGAAACUUCUGUCUUGUUGAUUAGACCGUACCUUUCCACACUGAAUUUUAAGAAAGUGUACUUUCUAUUUUGGAAAAUAUGGUUUGGAGGUUCGUCUUUAACUGUACUGUUUCGCGGGCAUUUGUGACUUUUCACGGGUCACUCACUUCAGCAGCGUUCGGCCAGACUGUUGCAUCCUUUCAGAGCUGCAUGGCAACCGCAGGAGGAAGAGGAGGAGGAGACUGGGUUCCCAUGUCCCCCCUCUUUCUCACCGCAGACCUAACGCAUCUCUCUUUUUUUCCACGUCCCUGCGUUUCCGCAUAACGCAGAUUCACAUAUGGGCUACACACACACUAAAACACACAGGCUUACACGCACACUCACACGGCUCAGCCAUUUGUACUCCACGCACCGGCGCAGCCUUGCAGAGCCGUGCGCCCGCGGUGCGCGCUCCCUGUUUUCAGACCACGACAGGCCUGUAUCGAUCAUCUCCGCUUCAAGCGCAGGCUCUGGUUCAUUUUUCCUUAUUCUGAAAUGCAAAUCAGGUUCUUCCCGUAGUAGCUGAGAGUGUGUGUGUGUGAGAGAGAGAGAGAGGGGGAGAGAGAGGACCCGCAGCAUCACCAUCAGAUGUGUAGAAGCACAUUCUUUGGAUCCUCGCCAUCGUUUCCUGUCGGUUUUUGCCCUUUUUAUGUUGUUUCCCCUCUUCCUCAGCAUCAACCGGGUUGUUGACGUUCUUUCCGCGGCUCUCUCGAUGCUGUGAUCCGGGGGAAUAUGUGAGGAUCAUGCUGGCGGUGUGGUGCUUCAUGGUCUUUGCUGCAGUGGGCGAGAGGCUUGCAGUCUCAGGUGCGGACAGAAGCACACGGGAAGAUGAAGACACGUGGAACUGGUUCACCCUACCUGGGUGGUCAGAAAACCAGGACGCUCCAACGGAGGUCACGCGGCCAAAGAGGUUGGUGCAGCAGAUCGAGUCGGAGGAAGAAAUGUCUCAUCACCACCUGGAUACCAGGGUGAAGAACAGCAGUGUGGACACAGUGCCUGUCCAUUUGGCCCGCAGCUGUUUCCAAGUUGAAGCCUUCGGACGCACCUUUACACUGGAGCUGCAGCUAAACCACCACCUUCUGUCUUCAGAAUAUGUGGAACGGCACUUUAACCAGGACGGCAGACCAGCAGAGUCCACGGGAGGGGAGCACUGUUACUACCAGGGGAGGUUACGAGAUAUCCCAGAGUCCUGGGCUGCCGUCUCCACAUGUCACGGCCUAUGUGGCAUGUUCUCUGAUGGCUUCUUCACAUAUGGGAUUGAGCCCAUACCCAACAGGACCAAUCAGGACGAUGGCUCUCAUUUGAUCCACAGGAUGCCUGACAUCAGACUUUCCUCUCACUGUACAGACUGUACAGAGGACAGUGAGUGGGAUAGCAGAGGAGGUGAUGGUGGUGGUGGUGGUGACAGAUCGGACCGAACCAGGGAGCAGCAGGGGUCUGGAGUCCUGAGGCGGGCCAAGAGAUUUGUUCGCAAGCCCUCUGUCCAGACUGAGACCAAAUACAUUGAGCUGAUGGUGGUCAACGACAAUGACAUUUUUGUACAGCUGCGUAGCUCGAGCAGCCAAACCAAGAACUUUGCCAAAGCUGUGGUCAACAUGGCCGACGCGAUCUACAAGGAACAACUGAACACCAGGAUUGUUCUGGUGGCCAUGGAGACGUGGACCUCUGAAAAUAUGAUGCCGGUGGUUGAAGACCCUUUGAUAACGCUGCAGAAUUUCAUGAAGUAUAGGAAGGACAACAUCAAAGAGCAGAGCGACGUUGUCCAGCUUUUCUCAGGUCGUACAUUUCACAGUAGCCGCAGUGGGACGGCGUACACCGGAGGAGUGUGUUCACCAAUGAGGGGUGGAGGAAUCAACGAGUAUGGCAGUGUUGGUGCCAUGGCCAUCACUCUUUGCCAGAGUCUUGGCCAGAACAUCGGGAUGAAGUGGAACAACGCCCGCAACUCUGCAGGAGACUGCAGGUGUCCCGAUGCCUGGCUGGGCUGCAUCAUGGAAGACACAGGAUACUAUCUGCCCAGAAAAUUUUCACGUUGCAGUGUUGAUGAGUACAUCCAGUUCCUGCUCCAGGGAGGAGGAAGCUGUCUCUUUAACAAGCCUAACAAGCUGUUGGAUCCUCCAGAGUGUGGGAACGGCUUUGUGGAGCCAGGGGAGGAGUGUGACUGUGGAUCCCAGGUGGAGUGCGCUCGCAGCGGAGGAGCCUGCUGUAAGAAGUGCACACUUACGCACGACGCGAUGUGCAGCAACGGACUCUGCUGCAGUGGCUGCAAGUACGAGCAGAGAGGUGUGGUGUGUCGAGACACUGUGAACGACUGUGACAUCCCAGAAACCUGCAUGGGCGACUCCAGCCAGUGUCCUCACAAUGUCCACAAGCUGGACGGUUACAUGUGUGACAGCAAUCAGGGCCGUUGUUACGGAGGACGAUGCAGGACAAGAGACGGGCAGUGUAAAGCACUGUGGGGCUACAAUUCGGCCGACAGGUUUUGUUACGAGAAGCUGAACGCUGAGGGGACGGAAAAGGGAAACUGCGGUCCAGGUCCUGGAGGACAGGGCUGGCUGCAGUGCAAUAAGCCGGAUGUCUUAUGCGGCUUCUUAUUCUGUGCCAACGUCACAAUGAAGCCGAAAUUUGGUGACCUCCAAGGUGAGGUGACCAGCUUCACCCUCUACCACCAGAACAAGUACCUGGACUGCAGAGGUGGCCACGCUCUUCUGGAAGACGGUUCUGAUCUGGGCUACGUAGAGGACGGCACCCCCUGUGGUCCCAACAUGAUGUGUCUGGAGCGACGCUGCCUCCCUGUGGCGAUGUUCAACUUAAGCACUUGUCCAGGAUCAAACUUUGGGCGCAUCUGUUCAGAUCAUGGGACCUGCAGUAAUGAGGUGAAGUGUAUCUGUGCCAGUGACUACACGGGGAAGGACUGCAGCGUCUUUGAUCCGAUCCCCAUACCCACGGUCCCAACAGGCCCCGAGAAGAAAGGUCCCAGUGGCACCAAUAUCAUAAUAGGGUCCAUCGCAGGUGCUAUUCUCCUGGCAGCUAUAGUCCUAGGGGGAACAGGAUGGGGAUUUAAGAACAUUCGGAGAGGAAGAUCUGGUGGUGGAUAAGACAACUGUCAGCCUUUCUGUCUCUACGUCCUGUCUCCUCUUGUCUUCCUCCUCGCACUGUGUCAUUUUCACAUUGGAGAAGAGGGGAACUGAUAAAAAAAAAAGAGAAAAUCGUCUUCCACUCCUGUCUCGAAUUCUCUCCAAACGUCUUCUAAUUAUCAUUUACUCCACUCCCCUCGUGUCCUCCGUUUGUGUUUGUCGCGGGUUUGCGGAGCUCCUAUCACCAAGCCACUGCCAGAAGUCCUCCGAAGAGUGUGUCCAGGCCUCAGUCAAAAUGUAGAGGUGGCUGUCCACGUGGGAGACACCAGGGUCUUCCUGCAGAAUGUGCUUCUAUGUCUGUUUACUUCUUCCUCCGAUCUGAGACGGCGUGAUAAGGAACAUAUCAGUGGCGGACCAAUCCAAUCAGAGAACUGUCUUUCCAACGUCUGCCUGCCUGAACACACCUCUAUCCAAGACGGACACCACUGGAGUUCCGUAGGAAUGUCCAAUUAGACGAGAGACUGAAAACAUGAAACAGGAGCUGGAAAUGUUUCCUUUUUUUGAAAGGAGAAGGACUCCAGGCUCCAAGCCUGAGACUGAUCAACGUAGGACAAAGUUCUGCUUUUAUCUAGUAACAUGGACAUAACCCAUAAGUGAAGGACUGGUGUUAGUGCAUUACAAAAGAAAGACGGUGGACCAGUGAAUGAACAUGUGCAUUCCCACAUAGCAAACUUGGUCCAGUCCAGUGAUGGGUCACACAAACUCUAACUUGGCCCAAGUGCAGAAAUUGGACCUAAUGCGACCCCACUGGGUAUCCAGAUUUGACCUCAUCUAGCCCAACAUGGGCCAGAUGAGGAUUCAUAUUUGUGGCCCACUGAGCCAUGCAUUUCUGGUCUACUGUAGCUACCUACUGUUGGAGAGUUUGUCACUUUCUCUUCAGACAAACCCAACAUGGGCCAGCUACGGUUGUUGUUUCUGGCCCACAUCCUGGAAGCAGAUGUAGAUCACUAAUGGCCUAUAAUUCAUUGCUUACCAAAAAGCAAUAUUAUUCCCUCAGCCAUAUAUAGUGAUGAAUCACAAGCUAACAUAUGGUAUUGACUACAGGUCAGUACUUGUGGCCCACAGAAGGCUACAACUGGUUGGCCCAUGCAACAUGUUGAAGCAGGAUUGGGUCAGAAAGAAGCCAGCUUCGAUUGUUUGUGGCCCAUGAUCUGGAUACCAAAUGCUGAGGUUAAACUGGGCCAGAUGCAAUGGAGGAAAAGGGUCACAUUUGGAACACAUUUUUGGCUCAAAUUCUGGACACCUCAUUCAGCCUGUAGUUUGUUGCCUGUCACCACACCGGAUCAAUAUGCUGUGUGGUUGUAUGAAAUAGUUUGUGCAGCCCAGGUAGUGGACCAGACCGUCUUUGCUCACUGGGUGGGAGUUUGAGUCCAGGCAUUGUGCACAAUAUUUCAAAAAAAAAAAAAAGAAAAGAAAAAAAUGUGAUUUUUUUCAAUUUUUGGAAAAUUUUCAACACUUAAAAGCAGCAGAGACCGUAACUUAGUGUUUCCGACCAACAUACAUUCCACUGUACCCGUAUGUGCUUGACAACCACUUUCAGGCCCAAACUUUGUACGUUAAGGAAGUUUUAAUGUGUGUGUGUGUGUGUGUGUGUUGCAUGAGUGAAUGGAAUGUAUCUGUGUGAGUUCAUUUUUUUCCAAAAAAAAAGAAAUAACAGAGAUAUGUGUUUACAGUAGUGUUAGGGUACACUAGUCCUGCCAGAGGUACAUACACAGGUUUUUACCUCGAGAAAAUCACUUCUUUCUACAAGUUGUUGUGCGCUGUGGCGCAUUGUUAAAAAUCAAUUUCAACGGUUCUGACGUCACACAUUGACAGAAAACGAGCACUAAAGCCAACUGUAUGCACACCCUUGUAAAUACGCGCAAAAUACGCUGAAUGUUAACGCACUGUACGAAAACGUAUGUAAAAGCUGUUUGAAAACCUUUAUGUUUCUGCGGACACAUCGCUAACGGUCUCUCAACGCGACCCCCACCUACGGCUCUCUCCUGCGGUCAACGCUGUCAGCCAUUACGUUUUGAAAGACGGCGGUGAAAUCAAGCUAGCCCACUCUUACGUCAUUCCAGCUAUCACGGAAAUGUCACAUGACUAUUUUGUACAUUUGUCGAUAGCCCUGAGCCCUGGGCCAACGCCACAGCCCAGAGACUUGAAAUUGAUCCUCUGCUGUAAAUGAGAUUAAAAUGGUUGUAGAAAUGGGCGGGCUCAGGAGGCGGCCGGUCAGAAACUGUGGGUGUCAAGAGGUCACUUUGGUUUGUUUGAGCUUUGCACUAUGGCGGAUGCACUAUUGUUAUAACAGUAUUAAGAGAGAAGGUAUCAAAUACAAUCUGAUUGUUGUGAGCUUGGGAGUAUUGGGGGAGGGGGAGGGUGGGGGUGAGAUGCAUCCUUCAUAUUUUUUAGACUAUCUUUUUGAAUUGAGGCGAAAAUAAAUAAAGGAACUAUGGCUUGAAGAUGGAGAGAAAUUAGGAAAUAAUAAAAUACUAAAACAUGAAAUCAUAUCCAGUCUCACGGGUUACUAAUUUCCUAAUGAUGUUUUAUGGCACCGACAUUAACGGCAGUUUUAAUGUUGAAAUCAAAGGUUUUUUUUUCAAAAAUAUAAUAUGACUUAAAAAUGCAAAGACAAUAAAAGAAGAAUUGUUCUGGAUUCCAGGAAAUGCUUUAGAAUUGACCUCACAGGGCUGUUGAAAUUCAUGUAAGACUGAAAAUUCAAACAUUCCCAGGACUAUAAUGCCCCCCAGUGUUCACAGAAAACAUUACAAAUACACUUCCUUUUCCAUUGCUCUGUAAAAUGUUUUUUGGAAGUAGUGUUUUGUCAUUCAGAACUCUGAAUUAUUUCUGUCUUUUUUACUUUUGUUUAUACUUUUAGAAAAAAGUGAGAAUGAGGUUUUGAGGAUAGAUGGUGCCUCCUUGUGGGCUGGUAAGGUGUUGCACUAGCAGGUGAGACAAACUGAUGCACAAAUAUAGUAAAGGCUAAUAAUUACAUUCCCUUGGUUUUCCAUUGUUGUGGGUGUAUUGUAGUAAUAUCCUUUAUACUUAGAAACACAAUUUGGGUGUACUGGAAUCCUUCAACUAUUCACUACCACAGCACAUGUACUGGAAUCCUGUCAUUUGUUCUCUACUGUUAAUCCUUUUCAGGGUCACUUGGAGCUGCAGACCCAGCAGUCAUGGGGCGACGGUGGGGAACACUCUGGAUGGUCCAGCAGUCCAUUAGAAGGUAAAAAACAAUAAAAACAAUCUUCACACUUGCAAUUUGCAUCUAAUAAUUAUUAAGUGAACUCUUAAAACUAAUCAAAACAAAAAAUAUUAAAAUAUUAAAAUAUUUUAAUUAUGACAAAUGAUCACAACAGCAUAAGAAAAGUCAGGGGUCAUGUCAGAUUCUUACACAGCAGAACUUGGGCUUUUAUGUUUCAUUAAAUAAAGACUGUGGGAGAAUCACUGACACAUGUCACUUGACAAAGGUGAAUCUCUGAAGACGUUUGUCCUCUGAUUCUUCAGGUGCGUGAAAGACGAGAAACAACACGAAGGUGAGUUAGAUUUCUACUUAAUACUGAUGGAGGUGUUGGUCCAUUUGUCAC
Cynoglossus semilaevis (tongue sole) is the source of this 6755-nucleotide messenger RNA. RefSeq names its product disintegrin and metalloproteinase domain-containing protein 11-like. Gene Ontology annotation, biological process: proteolysis. The transcript has 26 exons. NCBI's taxonomy places the organism in Eukaryota, Metazoa, Chordata, Actinopteri, Pleuronectiformes, Cynoglossidae. The record is from RefSeq and is a predicted model, not a curated record. Gene Ontology annotation, molecular function: metalloendopeptidase activity. Bases 796 to 3147 code for a protein of 783 amino acids.